This is a messenger RNA of Aphanomyces astaci, 3240 nucleotides long. RefSeq lists its product as hypothetical. The record is from RefSeq and is a predicted model, not a curated record. Bases 85 to 3159 code for a protein of 1024 amino acids. The transcript has a single exon. Lineage: Eukaryota; Oomycota; Saprolegniomycetes; Saprolegniales; Verrucalvaceae. Gene Ontology annotation, molecular function: protein binding.
GUUUGAUUUCGGUAAAGACUUGGUGCUGUCAUUGGCUUCAUUACUUCUCCACCUACCCGAGGUUGUCUAUAGACUGCAUACUCGAUGGAGUACAACGUGACAUGGGGUGAUGGCACCCUAGGCUUGACAUUGCGUGCCGAGCUGGGAGAUGACAUGCCUCCAGUGGUGGGACGGAUCACCCGUGAAGGCUCCGCCGCGGCUCUUGCUGGCGUUGCUGUCGGGCACUUGCUUGUGAGCGUUAAUGGGGUCGAGACAGCGCGACGAGGAUACACUGCUGUCGUACACAUUCUCAAGACAAUUCCACGACCGUGUGUCCUGCGAUUUCGCGUGCCAAAGUCCCUUGCCAUCCACAAGAACAAUCGCCACAGCGAAGGCACGCGCGCCAACGGCAACAGCGACAACAGGUCGGUACGCACUCUAUAUCGACAGGCGUCUGCCUACGGCGACGGUCGCGACCAUUCCACAUGGUCAGAACCAUUCGCGUAUCCUCGACAGCAGCAGCACGCGUCUUCGUCUCCUCGUGAGAACCGAUCCACGUCCAGCCUCUUGGCCACAAACCUAGCAUCUCCCGACCCCACUCGCCUUUCGGACCGUACGUCGCAAGGCUCAGACCACCGAAGCUCAAACCAGCGACGAUCUGGCGGUAACUCGUUGCCGCCCGCGUUUCCCACUGAGCAACCCACCAUGUCUCCAUCACACGCCGGCAGUAUCACGUCCGACCAGGUGCUGCUGCUGCCGCCGCCGCCUUCGUCCUCUGGCCGUCCAAAACGAGAAAUGUACACGGUGGAAUGGGUUGAAGGACCGCUUGGCAUGAUCUUUCGCCCAGACGACAUCGACUGCCACAUUCCGUGCAUUCGCAAGAUCACUGGCAAAGGACUCGGGUCGCGCGGAAUCGAACGCGCCCGCGUCGGCGACAUUCUGCUCGAGAUCAACGGUGCCUCGACCAAGGAAAUCGGGUUCCGGCAGUCGAUUUCCACGCUGAAAAGCCUCGAGAAACCGGCGAUCCUCAAGUUCAAGCGCAUGCGGCGACGGGUAUCUCGCAGUCGCGACAAAGAAGCGGCUUCCGAAUCGGGUAUGAGGACGGUACCGCCGCCCAUCAUGGAGGACCAGGAAGAGCCUGCUGCACGUAUAGCUUCUCCUGCACCCACGCCGCACCACCCAACCACAGCCCCGUCACCGCUCAUCUCGUCCGACACCACCACGUCGUCCAUGCAGCACCUUCCAUUGUCUGCCAAACUCACGUCCGACGCUGGUAUGUACGACAUUGUGUGGCGGGAAGGCGAGCUGGGGCUAAAGCUAAAGCCCACAGCCAGCGACGUUCCGAUGGUAUCGCGGCUGACGGGCAAAGGAAGCGCCAGCGGCCUCCACAACGCGCACGUGGGGGAUGUCCUGGUCACAGUCAACGGCAAGUUGGUCGACGAAUCGUCGUACACGAGUACACUGCGGCUGCUCAAGCACACGCCCAAGCCCAUCAUCCUGCGCUUCCGACCCGUGGUGCGGGACAUUCACCUUCCUCACCACUCGAUGCACCCCGGGGACGCCGCUUCAUCUUCGUCGUCGUCCUCCUUUCACAAACGCGACCAGAUUCCACUGGACGUGGCCAAACAGUUGGUGGCCACGUCGCAAGGCCUGGAUAUUAUGACAGACGACUUUGCUGGCGUGUCGAUGCGGGAGAUUGAAGAAGGGUCCAAAGAGGCUAACUACCUCCGCGUAGCCGCCAAGGCGUUUGUGGCCAUCCAAGCAGACAAGAAGCGUGGCCAGAAGAAGGCCGAGCUGACGCGCGCCGAGCGCGAAGCGCAGGUGCUGGCCGAAGCGCUGGAACAGCUCAAAGACCAAGCCCGAAAGUACGAAGAGAAGCUGGCCAAGCAAAAGACGGAGCGCAUUUUGCUCCCCGCGACCGCCGACAAGUCCAAGGCGGUCAUCGCCACGGCCAACUCGCUAUUUGCCGAACUCAAAUCAAGCGACAAGUUUUUCAGUCGCGACUCGAUCGACUUUACACAUGUUGAAGUGAACCAAGACCAUUUGGACAAAAUGCGCGACGACAUGCUCAAGGACCUGAGCUCCAUCACGUCGUCGGCACCAACGCUCGACAGUGCCCUGGUGAUCCCCGCGGCCGCGCAAAAGUGCUGCUUUCAGUGCGCGACGGUCGAAACCACGUUGCUGCCGUUCUACUUGGACGAUUCCGACAAUCAAUGGUACUGCGAAACGUGCUGGGUGCAGUACUAUGGUGACCCGAUAUUGGACCCCGUGAUCGUCGUGCAGGAAGACGCGGCGGCUGAAAAUGACGUCCCAUCUACGCCAGAGGCGGCAGAAGGGGCGGUGGCACCGGUAAAGUCGGGGGGGGGUUCCCGACGCCCGAGCACGCGGGAAGGUUUGUCGUUGCUGAAAGAGAUUGAGGAAAAGCAAGCCCGACGAGAAGCCGAGCGAAUGAUCAAAGAGCUCGAGGAAUUGAGGCGGAGUAGCAGUGCCACGGGCAGUAGUGCCAACACUGUAGUUAAUGCCAUCGCGAGUUCGGAGCGGCUGUCACAGCCGUCGUCGACCGAUCGCAUGGAGCGAGACAAGCGCGGCAAGGAAGAGCUGGCGCGGCACUUGCAAGCGGCGGAAGCCAAGGCCAAGGCGGACGGCAACGACGCGUUGGCGCGGAAGCUCGAGGCGCAGCGGAAGCGGUCGUUGGUGGACGUGACGUCGUCGUCGAUGUUGCUCCGUUCGACGUCGGACGGCGCGAUGUCCGUGUCGUCGAUUCGAGACAGCAACACAUCGCCGACCGCAAAGUCGGACGACGAGAUGCAUGUGCGAGCGUACGACGAGGACGAAGACACGUACGACGACGAAGAGUACGACCAGGACACGGAACUCCUCCAGAACCGCGAAGACCAGAACUUUGCCAUGGCCAAGGAGCUGCAGCGCAUGCAUGAAGUGGUGCACCAAGCCCACCGCAUGAGCAUGAUGAUGCUAGGCGAAGAAGAAGACGAGGACCAAGUGUCAGACUUUACUGGCCUCUCGGAGGAUCAAGUCAACUUAUUUAAGAAGCUCGCGCUCGAGUCGGACCACCGCGUGUCGCUGGCAACCCAAGAGUACUUUCGCGGAGCAAGCGACGAUUCUGAUUCCGACUCGGAAGGCGACGACGACGACGACGGCGGCGACGGCGUCUGGAUUUAAUGUAGAUAGACGCAGGCAGGCAGUGUUUAUAUGCUUUGAAGUAUAACGUUAUCGUGCUGAUAAUGCAAGGGGUUUGUCGUA